CUUUAUUUUCUUGAGCACUAUACUUAUCACCUGUCUCACUUUGCAACAGAAAUUUUGAGCUCAAUUGUGUAUCUCAUAUCUGUAUUUGUCCGUAAGGACAAUAAAGAGUAAUGAAUAAAACACACACAAUAAAAAGCAACUUCUAGGGUAAGUAAUAUCCAAAAGUUAAUUUUAACCAUCCCACCCAACACAACGCAACACAAAACAGUUGCAUUUGAAUCUGGUAGGAUUGUUACUAAUAAACAUUUAUAGAAGUGGAUUAAUCUUUGAAGAUCCAGCUAGACCAGGGUGUCAAACUCAAGGCCCGUGGGCUGAAUGCAGCCCACAGGGUGAUUAGAUCUGGUCCAUGGGCCAGCCUGGAAACAGCAAAGGACCAUCCCAUGGUGCCUCUGUCAGUAAAAAGGGAGCUCAGGGGGACCACACACAGUCCCCCCCUGCACCCCAUUUUUACUGGCAAAGGGCUAGCAAAACAAAAAGAGAAAUGUUUCCCCUUUUGAAUUUGAGCAUGCAAGAAGGAAAUGGAAAGGAGAAAAGGAAAGAGGAAAGAAAGAAAAAGAAGAAAGAUGGGAAUAGAGCAAAGAAAGAAAAAUAAGGAAAGACGGGAAGGAAGAAGAAAGGAGAAUGAAGAGGGAGGGAGGGAGGAAGCGAGGAAGAGAGAUUAUAGAGAGUGAGUGAGGGUCUCAGGGAAGUCCUGCCUUAGCCCCCUGACACAAAUGACAUUGAACUGACCAUGCCCACCAUGGCCAUGGUCACCCCUGCUACCCCCCCUCCCAGUCCUCCGAGGUGAAACACAACCCUGAUGCGGCCAUCAAUGAAAUCGAGCUUGACACCCCUGAGCUAGGCUAUUGUUUGAAAAUCCUAAGAGACUUCCCCUCAAGAGGAUUUGCUCUUGUUGAAUGUUAAUCUGGUAACACUUUCUGACUUAAUAAAUUCUAAUUAAGUACAAUAACAACAAUACGACUUUUCUCUAGAUGCUUUAGGGAGAACAGAGUGGGAAUUGAACCAAUUUAUUUUAUGAAAAUUAAUACCUUAAUCCUAUAGUCCGUUCAUGAUGUUAAUUCAUCUAUUGUCCUUGGUGUUAUUACUCUUUCAUAACUGAAAAUAAUGACAUAUUGAUAUCAACAAAAUACUCUAAGGGCAGUCUUCUGAGUAAAUGCCUACAUAAUUCUCUUUUGGUAUAACCUUAAAACAUUAAUAUGGGAACAUUCCACCUUUUUUUGCAGAUCCUUCAAGAUUAUGAAUGGCAUGAAUAUUUCUGCUGCACCUUUUGUUGGCCACCUGCGGUUUGGGUAAUGAGAAGAAAAAAAAAUCGACUUCUUGAGAGAAAGCUAUUGAACAGCCGAUUCGUCUGUUGCUCAGAGUGAUCUCAGAUAGAGAAGAAUCCAAUAUGAAUACAUCACUUCUCUCCCUCACAGGAAAUAAUUCUAUUCAAAAUAACUCCAAUGAGGCUCGUGGUCUCUUUCAUUUCCAGGACAUUGACUGUCAUGUGCCUUUGGCAAUGGUAUUCACCUUGGCCUUGGCUUAUGGAAUUGUUAUCCUUCUUGGCAUUUCUGGAAAUCUGGCAUUAAUUAUUAUAAUCUUGAAGCAAAAAGAAAUGCACAAUGUGACCAACAUUCUCAUUGUCAAUCUGUCCUUUUCAGACCUCCUAAUAACUAUCAUGUGUCUUCCUUUCACAUUUGUAUAUACUCUAAUGGACCACUGGGUUUUUGGGGAGACCAUGUGCAAACUUAAUCCUUUUGUGCAGUGUGUCUCUGUCACAGUCUCUGUUUUUUCCUUGGUCCUCAUAGCUAUUGAACGCCAUCAGCUGAUUAUAAACCCUCGCGGCUGGAGGCCUAAUAACAGACAUGCCUAUGUUGGAAUUGCCACCAUCUGGAUCCUAGCAAUAGCCUCAUCUCUGCCUUUCCUAGUAUACCAUGUUUUAACUGAUGAACCUUUCGUUAAUAUAACCAUAGAGGACUACAAGGGAAAAUAUGUAUGCUUGGAUUCAUUUCCAUGGGAGUCAGCCAGAUUGUCCUACACUACUAUUCUCUUGGUCAUACAAUACUUGGGGCCCCUUUGUUUUAUAUUCAUUUGCUACUUAAAGAUCUAUAUUCGAUUAAAAAGAAGAUGCAACAUGGUGGAUAAGAUGAGGGAUAAUAAAUACCGGUCUACCGAAACAAAAAGGAUCAAUAUUAUGCUGAUCUCGAUUGUGGUGGCAUUUGCCGUUUGUUGGCUGCCACUCACCAUCUUCAAUACGGUCUUUGACUGGAAUCAUGAAAUUCUCCCUGCAGCCUGCAGCCAUAAUCUGCUCUUUUUAAUCUGUCACCUUACAGGUAUGAUCUCGACCUGUGUGAAUCCCAUCUUCUACGGAUUCCUCAACAAGAACUUUCAACGGGAUCUACAGAUUUUCUUUCAUUUCUGUAAUUUCCACACCAGAGUCGAUGACUAUGAAACAAUAGCCAUGUCUACAAUGCACACAGAUAUUUCAAAGACUUCCCUGAAGCAAGCCAGCCCUCUCACUUUCAAAAAAUUUAAUGAGCAUGCUGAUGAAAAAAUAUAGCUGCUGUGUCAGGACUGACAUGGUUUCAUGAACGAACACCAGAUUUUAAAGAGGCUUAUUUUUCUUCCACCAACUCUGAAAUGUCACUUUCAUGUUUCUGCUGUUGCUGAUUUUUUUUGUUGCAUGUUUGCUAUUUUUAAAUGAAGAGUUCUUUCUAAUAUUAUAGAGUAUAUUGACACUUUUGCUGCCUGAAAUGGAAUUUCUUUUUGCCCCUAUUUCUGCUUUCAUAUAUUUAUCAAUUAUUAUUUAAGAGUAUUCCUUUUACUGAAUAUAUAUCAGUAGUGAAAUCCAAUUUUUUUUUACUACUGGUUCUGUGGGCCCGGCUUGGUGGGCGUGGCAGGAGAAGGAUACUGCAAAAUCCCCAUUUCUGGGGGAAAGAUAUUGCAAAAUCUCCAUUGCCACCCCACUCUGGGGCCAGCCAGAGGUGGUAUUUGCCGGUUCUCCGAACUGCUCAAAAUUUCUGCUACCGGUUCUCCAGAACCUGUCAGAACUUGCUGGAUUUCACCCCUGAUACACACACCCACACACCCACACCCACACCCACACCUAGAGAGAGAGAGCGCGCACACAAUAUAUGCUAUUAAUACUUUUUUCCAAAUUCAAUUGUGUUCAGUUAUUGGAGACUGCUUAGACACAUCCUUGCAGUUUUUAUAUAGAAUUAAAAAUUCUGAGAGAAAGCUGUACAGUAUUCAAUAAAGCCUUCUAUUUAAAUUUUAUUUUCAUACUGAACUCGUCCAAUUUUAGUCAUAUAUUCUAGGAGCAACAUAUUGAGAACAUUAAAAUCAAAGUGUAGGAGAUGGACAGGCUGAGCCCAAGGGAGAGGUCAAAUGUGUCAUCAGUCUCCAGUCACUUCACAUCUACAAGAGAUCAAAGUCCAGCCCACCUUGAAUUCCAUUGAUACUCUUAUCUACCACCAAUUUACUUUGGCUGUUAGUAGUUCAGAUUCUUGUAGCGAGCUUAAGGUUGCAAUAAACCUUUAUAUUCAUUUGAA
Messenger RNA from Pantherophis guttatus, 3530 nucleotides. Lineage: Eukaryota; Metazoa; Chordata; Lepidosauria; Squamata; Colubridae. The record is from RefSeq and is a predicted model, not a curated record.